UCGGAUAAAGGGAAAACAGAUCAGCAUAAUUAAAACUUAACCACGUUGUUUUGGUCUUAUACGCUUACCGGCAACUGUCCGAGGUUGCCGGUUAGAGCCUGAGUAUGGCGGUGUCAUGCUCUCUCUAUAAAUAUCCAUUUCCCUUCACUUCCUCGUUUCCAUCAUCAUCAACCGUCCUGCAUCCUUCCUGCUGAUUCCCUCAAAUUCUCCGAUUUUUUUUUUUUUUUCAACUUCUUAUUUUUUCUCAAUUCUGUAAUAAAAUUCCAAAAACUCCUAACUCUGAUAGAUAGACAGAAGAAACAUCGGGAAUCUUACACACACGGUUGAAGCUUACCCAGAGAUUGAGGAAACAGAGCAGCAAGCCCAGAUUAUUAUUAAUGGCGGUGGAUUUACCCAACCAAUCAAAUGGGGAUGCCAUUCCUCUGUACGAUUUGCCAGAAGGGUGCAUUGCCAAAGCCUUAUCCCUCACCAGCCCCAGGGACGCAUGCCGGCUUUCCUUGGUUGGUUAUACCUUCCGGUCGGCCUCCCUUUCCGACGACGUCUGGGAACGGUUCUUGCCUACCGAUUACCGGGAUCUCCUCAGCCGAUCGGAGGAAGGUUUGGAUUUAUUGCGCUCCGGUGUGUCCAAGAAGGAUUUGUAUCUUCAUUUGUGCGAUAAUCCUGUUUUGAUUGACGGUGGCAACAAGGUAACCUUUUUUGGCCUAAUCUAAAUUGGAAAAAAUAAUAAAUAAAAGAAAGUUUUUGGAAUUUUGUUAUUGAUUUUUUCGAUAAUUCUGUGAUGUAUUGUGGGUAAAUUGUGUGGUUCGAUUUAGUUUCUUGUUUUCGGAUUAGUGAAUCAAAUAUGGGAUCGAGCUUCAACAUAGGGUGUAAGUACUCACAGAAUUUGUUUGAUGAUUUCUGCCUUUGGAGUUUUUUUGUAAUUUUAGGUGUAAAAGUUACUUUUCUGGGGGACUCUUUUCGCUUGAAAUGUUAUCCAGAUAGAAACACUUUUUGUACGGAGAAAAGGAAAGAGUGAGUGUAGGUGUGACUGACCGCUGGGGAUAGCUUUGAUUUCUGGGUGUCCAAAUUCCUUGCUCCUGCAUAUCAGACAUUGUCUGUUGUUCUAUUGCUUUUUCUUGUAAGUCAUUGAUGAUGGCAACUAAACUAAAAUGCUCUAUGAUAUUGCCUUUCAGAGUUUCUCUCUGGAUAAAUCUAGUGGUAAGAAAUGCUUUAUGUUGGCUGCAAGGGACCUCUCAAUUGUGUGGAGUGAUACCCCUGCUUAUUGGAAGUGGAUUCCUCUGCCGGAGUCCAGGUUCAAUUUGGUGGCUGAGCUCGUGAUGGUAUGUUGGCUUGAGAUUCGAGGUGCUAUAAAAGCGAGCAUGCUCUCACCUGACACCAACUAUGCCGCUUACCUGGUAUUUACUAGGAAAUCAGGAUUCUACGGAUUUGAUCAUCCGCCUGCAGAGACUUCCGUAGGGUUUAGUGGACAAGAACACAAAAAACACGACGUUCAGUUUGAUCCCGAGGGAGCUGAGGAAAUAAGACGUGCACGAAUGGUGCCGAGAUGGAUGAGGCGUCGGUUUAACUUCCGUCAGCCUGGGGUAAUGGGGGAGGCUUACCACCACCAGCCAGGGAUUGGGGGCCAACCGGAGGGUGAGAUCAAUACAUCUGCUCGCAUUGCGAAGCGGAGAGCUGAUGAAUGGAUGGAGGUUGAGUUGGGGGAAGUAUUUAUAACCGGAGGUGAAGAUAUGGACGUCGAGAUAAGCUUGUUGGAAGUGAAAGGGGGAAACUGGAAAAGUGGUCUGGCUAUUGAAGGCAUUGAGAUUAGGCCCAAGGAGAGGAAAUGAUUUAUUGUGGGAUUCCUGUCUCUGCUUAAAUAAUGCCUUAUGUUUCCCUUUUUUUUUUUUGUUUGUCAGCUUAUUGGGUUAUCCUUUUUUCGCUCUGUCCCUGAGAAAUUUAUUCUUGUAGAAAACUAGUAUGCCGACGAUAAUCAACAAACGUUGACGAAGCAGAGUAUAUUCAUCCUCGGCCUCUUGUACUAAGAAUCUCUUUUCCUAAAAGAUGGUACUCGUUAUGGUUCUUUGAAUGGAGCAAAGUGAAGGUGAUGGUGAUUACAGAUGCCUAAAGUAGUAAUUGCUGUUUCAAGAGCAUUAUAGAGCUCAGUUUUCUAAUUUCUCAUAUCUUUGACAAUCUUUCAAGUAAACACUUUGUAACUAGACCAUGCUUUUUGGUGUUGAAGGAAUGCAUUCUUUAUUUGAGAAUCCCAAUUGUAUGAUGUAUUCUUUAUUUCUUUGGAAUGUACAGAAUUAUGAUUAGAGAGCUAAAAACUGAAAACUUUCCAGGCCAUUGCCAUUUGCCAGCUACCAUUAUUUGUUGAUAUCGGCCGUGUCCACAGUACAGUGAAGGAAAAAGGCCUCUAAAAUUUGUAAUUCCAUUAUGCGAUGCUUCGUAUUUUGAAGUUAAUGGCUUUUAAAGGUACAGCAUUCAGCAGUUGUAAACAAAAAAAAAAGUGUGCUUUUGGAUGAUGUAUAUACAGAGCACAUUGUGAAAACUCUCAGUUGGCUUUAAAGUUCAUUGAACUGUUUACUGAAUUACUGCAUCUAAAAAGACUUGCACACUUGAGUUUUGAUGAUUCAUUCAGCGGUUGGAAUCUCAUGAAUAGCUGCCGCUGUCUAUUUGGUUUUUUUUUUUGGUACAAGAUGCGGAGGCCUAGGUUUAGGCCUAAUUUAUACAAAAACGUUCCUGGAAUAUGAAAUUCUGGCUACAUCAUGGCGCAAUCACAUAGUGACCUGUGGGGGGAGAGGGGGAUGGUCUAACUUCUUGACACUCCAAUCGUCUUGUUCUGUCCGGCGAGACAAUCGACGGUAAAGUUCGCCUCCCGAUGGACAUGAUCCAAAACUGUCAACCACUCUCUCCAAAGUAGCUCUCCAAUAUUUUUCACCAGUGCCUCAUUGACCCCAGGCGUGCCGUCUCCUCCUUGAUCAACUUCACUGCUUCCAAGCUAUUUGUUUCCACCUGGAUCCUUCGAAUUCCCUUGUCCCAAGCUAAUAGCAGGCCCUGCCACAGCCCCCAUAGCUCCGCUCCUAUUAGAGUAAUAACCCCAUUGUUUACUGUAAAACCUUGCACCCAAUUGCCCCUGUGAUCCCUGAUUAAGCCCCCUGCUCUUGCCUCUCCUGUUGACGGAUCAUAUACUCCAUCGGUAUUCAACUUAAACCAUCCCAAUGGAGGGGCUGUCCAGCUUAUCAGGACUUGCUGCUUGGCUCUUGGUCCACCCACCCUCUCAAUCCGGGUCGCCGUUGUGCCAAUUUCCUCUACCUUUUCAUAAUCUCUUUAAUCAUAAACCCCAGAGAGUGGCGCACAUACGAAAAAACAACCUCAUUUCUCCACUGUCAUAAUUUCCAUACAGUCACAGCAAACAUUUUACUCCAUCUCCCACCACCUUUCGAUCUCUCCUUCAUGAGAUUAUUCAUCAGCCACUCAUUAAUCCCUUCUGUAAAAAAGUACCGAACCAUGUUAUUCAUUAAUAGAUGCUCCCAUACCUAUUUCGAGUAGAAGCAAUCCCUAAAUACAUGGAUUAGGGAUUCGUCCUUCAUGUUGCAGCGUGGACAUAGAGCUGAAUCUCCAAUGUGCCUCUUACUUCUUUCCAAAUUUGUCAUCAGCCUCCCCCUGGCUAUCAACCAAAGGCAUGUUCAGAUUCUUUCUGGUCCCAGCCAAGACCAGAUUGCUCUCAGAUUGGCAAUUGACGCUAGCUCUGCUCCUCCUCUACCACGGCAUAGGCGGAUCUGGUGGUGAACGACCCAUUCCCUGAUGGUGGCCAACAACACUUAUCGGGGCCUCUCUCCGGUGUUGGCGGUAGUAUCGCCAUAAUUUUCAUGACAGCUCUGGCCGGUAGCAAGGCUUGGAACUUGUCCCAAUUCCAUGCUCCAUCUUGAUUGAAAAACAUGCUUACGCUCUCCUCCAGCUGCUCCCCUGAAAUCGCCCCAAUAGCCAACUCCUCCAAUGUUUUAUCCCCUGCUACCCAAGGAUCCCUCCAAAACCUUACCAUCCGGCCAUCAUUCACAACUCACAUAUUCCCCUUAAUAAGUGGUUGCCAGAUCUUAGUAAUAGACAUGCAAACCAUUGAACUAUUGACCGGAGUCAACGGUCCAAAUCUCGGUAGCCCAAAUCCUCUAUAUUUUGCAGCAAACACCUUAACCCAGAGGGUGUUGGGCUUAGUUAAUAAAACCCAUCCCAACUUCAUGAUGAGGGCUUUAUUCAUGGACUUCAACUUCUUGACUCCCAGCCCACCUAUAUGUUUCUCUUCACAAAUCUCCUCCCAACACACAAGGUUCAUCUUACGGUUGUCUUCAUCCCCUCCCCAUAAAAACCUCUUAACCCCUCAAUCUCAUAAGAAGUUUUUUCCGGCAACAUUAAGGUCUGCAUAUUGAAAUAAGGCAGUGUCGACAAAACUGACUUAAUCAAUGUUAGUCUACUAGCCAGGGACAGAAUGGAUGCCGCAAAUUUUUUCAAGGUGGCCCAAACUUUCUCCGUUACUCCAACAAAGGUCUCCUUCGUUAUCUUCCAUGCAGCAAAGGGGUGCCAAGAUACUUCCCUAAGUUGGAGACUUUCAUAAAUCCCAACUGCUCUGCUAGAGAAUUUCCCUUUUGCCUUUCCACAUUGCCUGAGAAGAAGACUCGCGUCUUUGGCUCGCUAAUCUUUAUUCCCAAUGAUUGGCAAAAAUAUUCUAACACCCUCUUCAAUAACACCACUUGUUGGUCAGAGGCUUCCAUGUAAAGAAUGAUAUUAUCUGCAAAAAACAAAAAUGGUAAUUACAGCUUAUAGCGGCCAAAAGUAAGCGGUUUCCACCGUCCGGACUUUACAUAUUUACAUAUAGCAUGCCCUAAUCUCUCUAUACAAAGUACAAAAAACAGGGAGAUAUUGGGUCCCCUUGCCGGAUCCCUCUUGUUGGUUUGAAUUCCGCCGAAGCUACGCCGUUCCAUUGAAUUUGCAUUGAAGCCUUAGAGAUGCAAUUCAUCACUCCAUCCACUAUCCAAGCUAGGAAUCUCGCUUGCUCCAAUGUAUCCACAAUAAAAUACCAUUUGAUCAUGUCAUAGGCCUUCUCCAAGUCGAUUUUUACUGCCAUGAACCCCUAUAUUGCGAUCUGGUACAAAGCUCACUUGAGCUGGCCCAAUUAAUUCCCGUAACACGGAUUUAAUCCUAUUAGCUAGGAAUUUGGUAAUCACUUUGUAAACUACGUUACAAAGGCUAAUUGGGUAGAAUUGGCGGAUUGACUCCGGUUGCUCCACUUUCGGGAUGAGCACUAUAAGAGUUUUGUUCACUGGCUCAACAUUUUCUUUCUCAUUAAGCACUCCUUUCACAAACUUACAGACGGACUACUUCACAACCGGCCAUU
Messenger RNA from Oldenlandia corymbosa var. corymbosa, 5371 nucleotides. NCBI's taxonomy places the organism in Eukaryota, Viridiplantae, Streptophyta, Magnoliopsida, Gentianales, Rubiaceae. The record is from the annotation of a GenBank genome assembly.